This is a messenger RNA of Eleginops maclovinus (Patagonian blennie), 2185 nucleotides long. RefSeq names its product occludin a (gene oclna). Gene Ontology annotation, cellular component: cytoplasmic vesicle; apical plasma membrane; bicellular tight junction. The record is from RefSeq and is a predicted model, not a curated record. Bases 118 to 1617 code for a protein of 499 amino acids. The transcript is spliced from 9 exons. Lineage: Eukaryota; Metazoa; Chordata; Actinopteri; Perciformes; Eleginopidae. Gene Ontology annotation, biological process: bicellular tight junction assembly.
AGGUGUGGCCUAUUUUGUUUUUAACAGCAGAACAGUUUCAGUUGAAACUUCAAUUGGAGCUGAAAGACAGGAGGACAGAUUUUCUUAACAGAGAAGCACCCAGCGGAUCCUGCGGUGAUGUCCUCGAGGCCAAAUGGGAGUCCACCUCCCUAUGAAUCAGAUACUGGAUAUGAUGUGCAGCCCCAACCAGCCUAUUCCUACUACCCAGAUGACGAGUUCCAGCAUUUCUACCGCUGGACAUCUCCACCAGGCAUCCUCAAAAUCAUGUCAAUCAUCACCCUUGUGAUGUGCGUCGGCAUAUUUGCCUGUGUUGCCUCCACGCUGGCCUGGGACAGUCAGGGAGCAAUGGGAAACAUGGGAACUUAUGGAGGCAUGGGAACUUAUGGAGGCAGCUCUGGGUUUAGCGGUGGUGGGUAUAGCAGCUUUGGAGGCGGUGGAUAUGGAGCUGGAAACAGCUAUGGCUACGGUGGGCUAGGAGGGAACUACAAUGACCCCCGCAAGGGUAAAGGCUUCAUCAUCGCAAUGGCCGCCAUCACCUUCAUCGCUUGUCUGGCCAUCUUCAUCAUCGUCGUGUCCCACCAAACCCUAUCACAGAGCAGGAAGUUUUACCUGGCAGUCAUUAUCAUCAGCGCUAUCUUAGCACUACUAAUGCUAAUAGCAGCAAUAGUCUACCUGGUAGCAGUGAACCCCGCGUCUCAGUCCUCUGGAUCGGCCUUCGGCAGCCAGAUCACUGCACUGUGUGCUCCGUUCCAACAAACACAGACCACAGGAAUGUUUGUCAAUCAGUAUCUGUACCACUACUGCGUUGUGGAGCCACAAGAGGCCAUCGCGGUUGUGUUUGGCUUCCUGGUCGCCAUCGCUCUCAUCAUCAUGCUCGUCUUCGCUCUGAAAACCCGCCAGAAAAUCCAAAACUAUGGCAAGAGCAACAUCCUGUGGAAGAGGGUGAAGGUUAUCGAGGAGAUGGAGCCACCUCCAGAUGUAGAGGCAUGGGUGAAUAAUGUCUCUGGAAGCCCGGAAGUCCCCCCAAUAUCCGACUAUUCCGACAAGCUGAGAGGCUCCAGGAGUCACCUGGAUGACGAAAGCACCAACUACGAAAAACCACCCUACCACUACACCCCUCAGCCUGCAGAAGAACACGUGCCUCUGCAAAAUGGAGCUCCCUACAGCAGUAUCUCAGAGGUGGCCAGCUCGCAUGGAAAGCCCAAAAAGAGACGCGCAGGCCGGCCGCGUCACGCCGAUGGACAAGGGUACGACACCGGCUACAACUCCUCCGGAGACGAACUGGACGACAACGACUUUGACAGUGAAUAUCCUCCCAUAAGAAACGAGGCGGAGCGCAAUGACUACAAACGUGAGUUUGAUCGCGAACACCAGGAGUACAAAGACCUGCAGGCGGAGCUGGACACCCUCAAUAAGAAUCUGUCAGAGGUCGACAGAGAGCUGGACGACCUGCAGGAGGGCAGCCCACAGUACCUGGAUGCUUUGGAUGAGUACAACAGGAUAAGAGACAUUAAGAAGUCUCCAGAAUAUCUGGUGAACAAGCGCAGGUGUAAAUAUCUGAAGUCCAAACUGAACCACAUCAAGAAGAUGGUCAGCGAUUACGACCACAGUGCCUGAACAACUACUUGAGGAUCUUACGCAUGUCCCAGAUGAACAGAUGGCAAUAAAUCCCGUUGGGGUGAAAGGUUUGAGGCUUUUCAGACACAGGACGGAGUGUCCACCGAAAACAGAAGUUUCCAAAAAAAGUCUGAACUUUUAUCUUGUGAAAUGUUUUUCUACUUUUGGGACACAGAAAACAUAGAUUCCCUCUUCUGUUAUGAUAAUGUUUGUAUUGCGAGUGUCACCUGCUAUAGAUACUCAUGUUAUGUUAUGUGAAAAUCAUCUAUAACAGGAGGUUAAGCUACCAGUCAAGGGAACAUGGACCCUGACUGUUUGUUUUAAAUAGCUCUUCUUAAAUCCAUUAAUUAUGAUAUUAAUUUUCAAGAGCUUUGUUUUCCACAUUUUUAGCGAUAUAAAUAAGUGGAAAACACGUGGCGAUUUUUAAUGAUUUUAGCAGUGUGUGUUACGGUGUGUUACUUUAUGGAUGUUAGAACAGACAGACACUUUUUAAUGCAUACCGAUGUACUUCUUUAAAUGAUUUGUGAUGACACUUUUUAUUAUAAUAAAUUCAUUUUAUUGAACUUUU